AUGUCGGUUCAUGCUGUUUAUGCUCAGGAGCUGAACUGGAAAACAGGAACCAUCUUUUCUUUUCCUGUUGACGAUUUAUCAAGGGAACCACAAGUGGAACGAGAACUGAUGCUUGUAAAACUCAACGUUGAUCCAGACAAGCGCCAUGAGAACAUCAUUUUACACGGCGUUAUAAUUAAGUCUCCAAGAGCACUGAAAUUUGUAACCAAUAGAGGCCUGCAGAUUAAUGAUCUUGUGGUUCUUGAUAUAUUUGCAACAACAGUUGAGGAAGAUGAAUCAAAAGCCCAAAAAAUUCCAUCUGGAUUUCACUUGGACACAGAAGAAAGUGACAACCUCCUUCCUGGAUUUCUUGAUGCCAUUUCUGGAAUUAGGCCAGAUGAGACAAGGUCAUUUCCUCUUCAGUUUCCUGAAUCAUGGGAACAAGAUCUUCGAGGUGUUAAUUCUCAAUUUACUGUUGUGUGCAAAUAACUCUUUUAUAGAGAACUACCCAAAUUGGAGGACUCUCUUGCUGAAAAGCUCCUUCCUGGAUGCAGCACCCUAAAUCAGUAUCCGACAGAAGAAUUGGUUAAAGAGUUGCAAAACUCUGUGGCAGAGUUCAAACGUCAUAAUCAUGAGUAUGAUGAGGAACACAUCAAAGAUCAGAGUAAUUUAAAAUCACCUGCUGUGGGAUUAACUUUAUCUUGA
This is a messenger RNA of Asparagus officinalis (garden asparagus), 684 nucleotides long. RefSeq names its product trigger factor-like protein TIG, Chloroplastic. The record is from RefSeq and is a predicted model, not a curated record. NCBI's taxonomy places the organism in Eukaryota, Viridiplantae, Streptophyta, Magnoliopsida, Asparagales, Asparagaceae. Gene Ontology annotation, molecular function: peptidyl-prolyl cis-trans isomerase activity.